Molecule: messenger RNA, 3963 nt
Organism: Salmo salar (Atlantic salmon)
Lineage: Eukaryota; Metazoa; Chordata; Actinopteri; Salmoniformes; Salmonidae
Gene: mpp3a
Product: MAGUK p55 scaffold protein 3a
Molecular function (GO): protein binding
Source: RefSeq, a predicted model, not a curated record
GAGAGAGAGAGAGAGAGAGAGAGAGCGAGAGAGAGAAAAAGAGAGAAAGAGAGAGAGAGAGAGAGAAGAGAGAGAGAGGGGAGGAGGCGGACACUCUGUAGCAGCAGGUUUGUGAGCGCAGAAGCCGGAGGAGGAAUCGGAGCGAGAGAAACAGUGUGGCUGCAGUGAGGAAGGAGAGACACAUACAGAGAGAGAAGGACAGAAAGAACGGCCUCACCUUUUUGCUGACCCAUGAAAGAAGCCAUGCCGGUCCUCUCAGCAGGCACAGGCCUGCACGAGACUCUGGCCCUGCUGACGUCCCAGCUGCGUCCUGAUGCCAACCACAAGGAGGACAUGGUCUUCCUCAAAGACGUCUUCAGUGAGAAGAGCCUGGGCUACCUAAUGAAGAUCCAUGAGAAGCUGAGACAGUACGAGCGCCAGAGUCCUACCCCUGUCCUUCACAGCGCCGCCUCUUUGGCUGAGGAUGUGGCAGAGGAGCUGCAGAGUGGACCAAUGAGUGUUGAGGAGAAGGAACUCCUACAGCUGUUGACGUCCCCCCAUCUCAAGGCAGUUUUAUCUGUUCAUGACACGGUUGCUCAGAAGAACUUUGACCCCGUGUUGCCACCGCUGCCUGACGACUUCGAGGACGAGCUGGAGGAGGAGUCAGUGAAGAUCGUCAGACUGGUCAAGAACAAGGAACCACUGGGGGCCACCAUCAGACGGGAUGAGACCACAGGGUCUGUGAUCGUGGCCCGCAUCAUGAGGGGCGGGGCUGCAGACCGGAGUGGACUGGUCCAUGUAGGAGACGAGCUACGGGAAGUCAACGGCAUCUCCAUCAUUCACAAGAGACCUGAUGAGAUCAGUCAGCUUCUGUCCCAGUCUCAGGGCUCCAUCACCCUGAAGAUAAUCCCAGCCAUUAAGGAGGAGGACCAUCUGAAGGAGAGCAAGGUCUACAUGAGGGCCCUGUUUGACUACAUCCCUGCUGAUGACAAGGCCACGCCCUGUCAGGAGGCGGGACUUCCCUUCAAGCGAGGUGACAUCCUGCAGGUGGUAACCCAGGACGACCCCACCUGGUGGCAGGCCAAACGGGUGGGCGACAGCAACCUCCGUGCUGGACUCAUCCCCUCCAAACUCUUCCAGGAGAGACGGCUGGCUUACCGGAUAAAAAUGGGAACACUUCCGAACCCUAAAUCCCCUAAAAAUCCUACCUAUGACCAGGGAUGUGACAAAGAGGACUGUGAUUGUGAGGGCUAUUUCAAUGGACAGUACAUAGUCUCUCCUAAGUGUAAAGCAGUGGCGCCCUCCUGUGGUCAGGUGUUUUCCUGGGAAUUUUAUUCAGCGGGUCUGAGGAGGAGUUUCCGUCUGAGCCGGAAGGACCGGUCAGGAUCCCUCGGAGGAGGGGCCACCCGCGACCCCACCGAUCCAGACUUUGCCACCUACGAGGAGGUGACUCGCUACCAGCACCGGCCCAACGAGAGACCCCGCCUGGUGGUUCUGAUUGGCUCCCUAGGAGCUCGUAUCAAUGAGCUGAAACAGAAGGUGAUAGCAGAGAACCCACAUCGCUACGCUGUGGCCGUACCGCAUACCACCAGGCCCAAGAAGCCUCAUGAGAAGGAGGGGGUGGAGUACCACUUUGUCACCAAACAGGCGUUUGACGCAGACGCUCUGAGCAACAAGUUCAUAGAGCAUGGGGAGUACAAGGAGAACCAGUAUGGUACCAGUAUAGAGGCCAUCCGCUCUGUACAGGCCAAGAACAAGAUGUGCCUAGUGGACGUGCAGCCAGAGGCUUUGAAGACGCUGCGGACAUCUGAGUUCAAGCCCUAUGUCAUCUUCGUCAAGCCACGCGUCCCGGAGAGCAGGCGCCGUCGUAGUGCUGCCACCUCACCAGCAGGGGGAGAUCAUGGGCGAGUGACGGAUGAGGACCUGCAAGAAAUGCGUCAGUCAGCCCAGCAGAUGGACCAGCAGUACGGCCACCUGGUUGACCGGGUCCUAAUAAAGGAGGACUCAGCCAGCGCCUGCACAGAACUCCGAGGCAUUCUGGAGCGGCUGGAGCGUGAGACCUUCUGGGUGCCCCUCUGCUGGGUGCGGACCUAACCAACCUUUCCCCAACCACCACCCUCCAGAGGGGGGAUCACAGCCCCCCAAGCCCUUCCUCCAGCAGGACCCCUACCCUACCCCCUCAUCCCUUUCCUGAUCUCCUGGAUCCCUUCCCCUUGGCUCCAUGGGCCAGCCUGUGGGGUGUGGAAGAUACUGCCCCAAAACCUGGCCUAAUACCUGAUGCUGGGCCAGCCACACACUGGCACUAUGGGAGAAGGGCAUGCGGCAAAACCCUUUGGAACAUUUCUGUGUUUGGGAUGUUCAGAGGGAAAGACUGUUGUGUCCCACCCCCCCCACACACACACACGUACAGUACAUGCAAUCCAUUGUUCAAAUUCAGGUUUUUCAUAUAUUUAUUAAACUUUUGUUAUUAUUAUUUAUGUCAUAUUAUUUAUGUCAGACAGACAGACAUCUUUAUUGUGGCUCCAUAUGGAGUGUCAUCUGUAGCUUUCUUUGGCCCGCAGUGUCUAGUACUUGAGUUCCCCUUAAUAUAAUAAUAUAUGCCAUUUAACACACACUUUUAUCCAAAGCGACUUCAAGUCAAAACAAUUGUACAGGAAUCCUGCAGGAAAUCCAACACAAUUCCUUCACAAAGACAUUACUAUUUUGUAAGGUUUCCUCACUUAGUGUUUCCUCGCCUAUUUCCGUUGCUCGUUGAUACAAUGCAUUCUGAGUGAGGCCUAGCCAUUGAUAUUAUAAUGUUAUUGAAAUGUUAUCCAAAAUCCAAUCCACCUGCUUCCAUUAUACCUGGAGAAUUAGUAUAAAUACAUACGUAGUAUUAUUAACCAACACACUCUGUAAAUAGUACAGUAGGAUAGAUCUAAUGGUACAGAAAUUUGGAAUGUGAAAUAGAAUAUUAUUUCAUAAUGCUUUUUUUUUAUAAAUUAUUUUAUGACUUGGAUGUGUUUUAAGGAAGUGCACGACAGUUGAAUUAUUUAAUCGCAGAUGUAAAUAUUGCACAUGCAAAUCCUACCGUGCCAACGAACGAUCUCAUAGCACUUCAAUGCAACCUGUUGAACUUCGACCCUAAGUGUCUAAUCCUGUCUAAUCUACAGUUGGUGUGAAUUACUUCAGUUCUGAGACUCUGGAUGUGUGGAUGUCAUGUACAAGUGCACUAAAACAUGCUAUGCUCCUUUUUGUGUACAUAGGAAUGUCCUUUAUAUAGCUGACGUCAGACACUUUUAAGAUGCAGGUGCAGUGUGGGUAAUAGGGUUUUGGGGAGGGGGGGGGGGGGUGUUCUAUGGUCCAUCUUGAUAAUCAGGGUCCUUGUUAAAUUGUUCUGUAUGAGUAUUUAUCUACAAGUGAGGACUCUGGGAUUAGUGGGACAUGGACUCAUCCAAGUGUGAUUGUGGGUUGGUCUGCUCCAAGUGUGAUUGUGGGUUCAAGCCGUCAUUAUAAAUACACACAGACGUGACGUGUUUCUUUUAUGUUAUCUUGGUGUUUACAGAAACAAUGUUAAAAGCCAUUUCAAGGUUACAAGGUAAUACACAAGACAAAAAACAAUGACUCGCGCUAGUCAAACUGUUGUUACUUGACUGAAGCAAUCAGAAAGGUUUUGUGAAACUCCACCUGUUCUCAGUCUGUAUAUUGGCUCUGUCGCUCUGAGCUACUGGUGAUCUUUGAGUAGAGGCAUCAAAGCUCUGUGCUCUUUCUUUGUGUGUGGGUGUGGGUGUGGGUGCGUGGAUUUCAAGUCUUGUUUCAUUGCGGAGAACUGAUAAACUAUCAACAGGAACUUCCAGAUCCUCCUUUGUCAUCCUGUUCUCUUUUUAACAAUGUAAUGUGUUCUUAAUCUUUUACUGUGCUAUGUAAACCAAGAAACCCAGAAUGUUGACUUUGUAACGUGACAUGUAUAAAGUGCCAUAGUAAAACCAGAUGAAGCAAGUGCUA